Etheostoma cragini (Arkansas darter) is the source of this 2645-nucleotide messenger RNA. RefSeq lists its product as uncharacterized. Gene Ontology annotation, cellular component: external side of plasma membrane. The transcript is spliced from 12 exons. Bases 471 to 2402 code for a protein of 643 amino acids. Gene Ontology annotation, molecular function: cytokine receptor activity. Gene Ontology annotation, biological process: cytokine-mediated signaling pathway; immunoglobulin mediated immune response. The record is from RefSeq and is a predicted model, not a curated record. NCBI's taxonomy places the organism in Eukaryota, Metazoa, Chordata, Actinopteri, Perciformes, Percidae.
CAAAAGGGAAUGAAAAAAGAACUAACCAUAAAAGAGGUUUCCACCCUGUUCUUUCACACUUCUUCUUUAAACACAGGACUGAUGUCACCAUGCUAGUGUAGGGGAACCACAUUAACCACAGGUUUUUUACGUCACUUCACAAGCUGACAGGAGAUGGACUAGCUUUUUAUGGGAAGCAAAAGUCUUCAGUUAGGUCUGACAUGAAAACGAUCGACCGAUUAACUUGAAUAUUCGUGAUGUAAAACAACAGGGGAAGAACUUGUGACAGAAAGACACCGGAGAGGGCAUUAAAUAGAAGGAAACCAGCACUUUGAAGCCGAUCCUGAGCAGCUUCACCAAUAGAAUGAGAAGAAGGAGGAAGCAGUGAGUUACACCCUGAAGCAAAAACAAUCCAUGUGACCCCCAGCUUUGGAAAACAACCAUCCUGCAGGCUUGAGAUCUCUCAAAAAAGAAGAUUGAUGACACCAUAAAUGGAGAGAUACAAGAAAACCCCUGUGCUGUUUCUUCUUCUGGCUCUGCUUUGUGGCUGUGCUGCUGGAAACUAUCCAUGCUUCAGUAACAAUGUCCCAGAUCUCAGCUGCUACACGGACUACAAUUCUACUAUCACUUGUGUGUGGAACAGCACAGAUGUGUUUGAUCAGCCAGAUAAUGUGUGCACAAUCCAAUCCACAGGGAGAACUAAAUCUCAUAUCAGUUCCUGUAAGCUGGAACCUGUUGACGUCUCCAGACCAAUGCCAAAGAAGUGCACCAUGAACUACAAAAGAAGAGGCAAUUUCCAGACCUUCAGUAAGCUGUCUAUUAAUCUGAGCUGUAGCCCUGGGAAGCAGAGUUUAAAGAUGAUCUUCAAGCCGUCUUGUCACAUAAAGCUGAAUCCUCCACGACAACCAGUUAUCAACUUUACCAACGUUUCCUGGACAUCCCGACUUACAAACGAAACAAAUGAAAGCCUCGACUCAUACAGCUCCCAACUGCAGUGGAAACAUGAGGAUGAAUCAUGGAGUGAUCGCUCUGUGAAAAUAAAAGACACUCAAUGUGAAUAUUACUGCAAUGUGCAGCUGGACUCUGAUCAGUUCGUUCAAGAAGAGAAGUAUCAGGCACGCACUCGAGUGAAGGCCAUUUCAGAGGGCACCAAGUCAAUGUGGAGUGACUGGAGCCCCAGUACACCAUGGGUAUCUCUGAUAGGAAGAACAAGACCAACCCCCCCACCAUCAGGUAAAGAUCCUACUGGGGGUGUUUUUGGCAUUGUUGCCGCAGCAACAGGGUUUGCAGUGUUUCUGGUUGUCAUACACUUUAAGACAGACAAAACAACCUGGGUUUACAUGGCAAAGAGAAUCAAAGGUCCGCCCCUGCCGAACCCAGCAAACUCCUUCCUAAAUGAUGCAAAUUUCCAGAACUGGUUGAGCCCGUACUUUACCAGUGAAUCCUUUCAGUCCUUUUUAAAACCGGUGGACAUCGUCUCUGUUGAGGUAACCUCCACUGUGGAUGCUGUUGCACCCUACGGGCCAGAGGCGGCACUGCUGGAGAAGAUGAGAAGUGAAAGCAGCCAUGAGUUGAUUGGCUCUAACUUCUCCAACCCCAGUUACUCCAAGCUGUGUCCUCCUCUUCCUCCUCCUCCUGUCUCCUCGCUCACCGCGGGGAAUCUGGCGCCCUGCGCCACCGAUACACCUUAUGGACCCAUCGGUUGUCAAGGUCAAGGUAACAGUGACCAACAGGACAGGGAUGCAAGAGGGAAAGAAGUGGAUAUCCGCCAGUUGCUCUCCAAAGGCAGCAACAACAGUGAGCCUAUGCCAUUAAUUUCAGACUAUGAGAAGGCUGAGAAGCUCCAGGUCGAGCGUGUCAGGCUCCAGAGUCUGGAUUCAGGCGUGUGCAGCAGCGAAGAAGUCAGUCAAGAGAGCUUUGAGGCAGAUAGCAUCAAUGUGACUGAUAGCCAUGAGGACGGGCUUGAAGGAGAGGAGCAGAUGGAGGGAGGGAAUGGGAAAGGAGUAGAUUUCCAGAAGUUGUUUGGAGGCAGUGUAAAUAUUUUAGGCAAAGGGUCCAUUCAGGUUUAUUCUGGUUACGAGCAAGUCCAGAAGCUGCCGGCUGACAGCCCUGAGAUCUGGAACGUGGAUCCAGACGUUGGUAGCGGGGGCCAGGAGCAGAUGAGUCAGGAGGAAAGCUUGGAAGAUAUUGAUAAGUUCACUGAAUCUACAAGCCUCCUGCUUCCUCCUCCUCCUUCCAGCGUAUUAUCAUGCUCCUUGCCCUCUUUCACACCACUGCCUUUGAACUUCUCUGGGCCAGGUCUGAGUCCAGCUCUGCAACCCAUGCCAAGUCAUUUACUUGAGAGGAUUGCUCGAAUGUCAGCUAACAGGUCAGUGGAGCCCUCCGCUGACGGAUAUAUGCCAGUUAGACAGGAACAGAGCUAAAAACUGACAGCAGGCGUUACAGUAAAUGCUGUACAACACUGUAUGUCGCAGGCCUGACAUUGCUAGACCAAAUCGCAAAUGUGUGUCGUCUGAAACCUCUCACUUAAUUUUACAUUUCAAGGGGCAGUACUGUGGUAGAACAACAUGCCUCUUGACUUGAUUGGAUAGACUAAAGUGACCUAGAGUGGUCAAAUGUCAACAUACUGCAGUGGAGUCAGCUAGCAGAUGACCGCACUGUUUAAA